Messenger RNA from Amoebophrya sp. A120, 2233 nucleotides. NCBI's taxonomy places the organism in Eukaryota, Dinophyceae, Syndiniales, Amoebophryaceae. The record is from the annotation of a GenBank genome assembly.
GGAAUAUUUCUGCCAUGCAACUCCUGACCACGACUUCUAUGUUGACUACCUUGCACGACCCUGCGUAAUUAUGCGAUUUAACCAGAACCACAAGUAGCUUACUUUAUCCAUUUUGAAAGAUGCACCCUGUGGUUCUCGUUUGACCCUCCUGCGCGACGACCGCCUGACCGUCGCGCGCACGUCAGGUGGUGCGGUCCAGCAAGCCAUGUAGAAACACACACGCAUCUUCUCCUCAGAAGAGGGAACAAAACGACCUAACGUCGCAUUCCGCCAGCAGCAUGAGUGCCUUUCGCCAGCGGCUGCGCUUCAGGCUGGCGCAACUGCUGAUUCCGUGGGCGGCCACUGCGGGUUCGCUGCUGCCUGAUAUUGGGAUUUGGUCAAUAUGUAGUUCUUUCAUCCACCACAGGGGAACAUCCUCAUCACUCUUUGCCACCGCGCUUCUCCACUCGCAGACCAGCAAGUUGGCCCCGAGAACCUCCACUUCGUCUGCGACCAAAGUUUCUCUUGCGCAAAAUGCGAAAGCUGGCACUGGUUCAUCUAGUGCAGCGACGUCAAAAUCCGAAGUCUCCGCGGCCCAGCACAAGGCCGCGGCCACCGCCGAGGGAAUUCAGCUGGUUCCGGACUACACGCAGACCAUGAACGCGGAAACGACGACACCAGCCCUGGUGUUGGACCGCCGACGCGACAUUCUGCCUCUCGACGUCGCGUUUGGCUUGUCCAUUGCGAAGAAAUUCGUGGAGGAACCCGUCAAAACGGUCUUGCCGACGCAAGAUUCCCUCGACCUGGCCUACGGCUGCGCCGCGGUGUUUCUGCCAAAAACGGUGGUGGUCGGGGCGCCAACCGGAUGUACGUCGGCCGGGAGAUCCCAGCAAAUUGAGACGCCGACGGGAGACGUAGAGAAACUGAUUGACAUACGUUUAUUCUUCGUCUUGUCGACGAGACCCUGUCUUGUUAUAUGCUGAAUGAUUUAUUAGAUUUUGGCGAAAAAAAUAGAAAAUGCUAUAACCACCACGUACACAGCCCCUCCAGACGUGGACCGAGCAGUGCUACCAGCUGAACGCGCCGAAUCUUGUCAUCACCGACAAACGGACCAACGCCCUGAUCACGCAAGCAUGGACCAGACCCACCGGGUACACGAACAUCGUGGAUUUGACAGACUGCAACGGCAACACGGUGUACACGAUCCACGAAAUGGUCUACAAGCUGAACGCCAACAGCGAAAAUGCAAACACGGUGUACAUGAAGUACGAAAUUAUCGCAAAGGGCGGAACCGUCGUCGCGGUGACGCCGUACGUGCCACUCUUCGCCGAGUCGUUCAAGUUGUUGGACCCUAGCACCGGGAAGACCAUUGCGACUCUGGGGAAAAACGGCGCGUGGUCACCUUCGACGGUAUGUGAUACUUCCAGGUUUUUGAUUCCGGUCUUACCUUUCAGGUCGUUAAUUUUUGAUUUCAAUGACUGGCACGUGAACGUGAAGGGAAGCAAUGCAAUGCUUAGUUACUGCUUAUCACCAAUGAAAUCUUGAGCUUGAUGAACGUCAUAUUGAAUAUCCCAACCAGGCCUGCCCUGCGUACGAGAAGAAAUGGUACAUCGCUUUUGAGACGGCCACUGCCGCGGGGAGCGGACGAAGCGUAGGUUUAACCACUGAGGAUAAACGCUGGGUGGUCGCGGCCUUCAUGACCGUCGUUGCAGUGCGCGACGAGGACCGGAACGCCGACGGCGGGGUCCAGUGGUCCGUCUGCACAAAACGGAGCAUUGUGGUGGUAUACAGGCGUAAAGUGAAGUCGCUAAUUACUUAUGUCAUUAUGGUGGAGAUCGUGAUGGGACAUGCACAAACACUCGUCUUGUUCGUAGUACAGCGUUUGUGAUAAUUUGAAGUUUGCACCAGUACGAUCUCAACUACUUCAUUUGCGAAAAAAUUUCAGACCGUCAUUCUGCUGUGUAUCCUGCUCGUCUGCCUAGGAAUGCUCGGGACCUGUUUCGUUGCGUUUCGGUGUCGGGAGUCGCUGAUCCGUUUCUUCUUCCGCAUGCAAGAACGCCUGCUUCCACGAGCGAUGCACAAAAUGCGGUGAUGGAAGGCGUGAGCAGAUCCGGAAGUAGACGCUGGUCCGGCUUGUCGUUGAAUCUCCUCCUGACAUGCACUACACAAUUUUUUCCCCCUGCGCUGGAACUACAUUUGUACAUAAAUAAUAUAGAAGUGAAAUAUCGGGCUUCUUGUUCUACACAACUUCUCU